This is a messenger RNA of Dendroctonus ponderosae (mountain pine beetle), 2152 nucleotides long. RefSeq lists its product as uncharacterized. The coding region runs from base 1141 to 1962 and encodes 273 amino acids. The transcript is spliced from 2 exons. Lineage: Eukaryota; Metazoa; Arthropoda; Insecta; Coleoptera; Curculionidae. The record is from RefSeq and is a predicted model, not a curated record.
GUAGUCAUCGAGAACGGUCGCAUUAUCGGGCGCUCUCGUUUGUGACACAGUUUUUGGCGGAUAUUUCCGCGAAAAAUAGUCGGACUCUUUUGUGGGUGGUAUGUGCGGAGAGUGUUCAUUUUUUGGUAUUGUCGUGUUUUUGUUUUGUGAAGAUAGGGCAAAAGGAUUAGCAGCUACAGAGACUUAAGUUUAGAGAAACUGCAUGAUUGUUGAGAGGAAAAGUUCGGGUAACGGACCUUAUCGGCGGUUUUUUCUACCUGCUCGGGUCGGUGAUCCGACCUGUUUUCGAGUUCGCUCGACCCUUUGGCUAGGCGGCAGUGCCAAUGUGAACUUUCGUUUGGACGGUUGCAAAGUGCGACGUUGCCGCUGUGACAUUUUUUCCUUUGCAGAAAUUUUUUGUUUUCUUUUUCGGCAAGGAUGAAAUUUGGUAAUUUCCUUAGUUGAUUUGUUGAUUUGGAGUUUGGACUUUCUUUUGCACGCCGAUGGACCUUUAUUGUUUGUAAUUGUUUUGUGAUAUUGUGUUUUUACUGUUUUUGCUUAAAUCGGGUAUUUAGGAUUGCGAGAUUGAUCGCUGCGUGCGCGGAAGGAAGUGCGCGACAUCAAUCUGUCGUUAUAUAGUUAUCGGAUAGUAGCGGACAAACGGUGCGUCGGAAGGGUGGCGCCACAAAGAAUCUUGUGCGCGGCGGCACCGCCCCUACCGAUACCCGGUGGCAAAUAGUUUUUUGGAUUUUGACGGGCAACUACAGGUGUUACAGAGGUGGAAGUGGUGUCCUUGUGUGCGUACGAGGAAGGGCUACACUUCUCCUUUGACAUCUUUUCGUCGCGCUCUAGCGGCGAAACGGUGUGUCGGAGCGGGGUCAGCUCAAAGGGUUUUGUGUUCGGAGGCAUCGCCCCUACUUUUUUUUUUUUUUCUCGUGUUCGUGUUGGUGUUUGUGUUCGUGUGUCUUGGAGCCCCGGAAGCUGUGCAUGCAGCAUGAGCAAGCGCGAUCGGCAGGGCAAAGGCAGGGCCUUCGUGACUGACAUUACGAUGGAUAGUGGGUCGGAAUCCGGGGGAGAGGGAGGUUUUGUGCGCGGGAUAGAAUUUUGAGGUCGCCGGUAAACUCUCAAGUGACACGGUCGACAUCUUCGGAAGACAGGGUCAUGGAGAGCCCUGAGAUGGGAGGUGCGAAGCGUCCAAGGAAGGACUCGAAAGGAAAGGCUCUGGGUCGUCAUGAACGAGAGGCCCAYGAGAGCAGCAAUCGGUCUCUGGGUCGCCAUGAACGAGAGGCCCAYGAGAGUAGCAGCGAGGAAGAUGAUAACAUGUCGGCAAGUGAAAAUGACUAUAGUGUGCMUGGCGAUGAUUUUWUUCGGCGUAUGGGUAGGGUUAUUGCGGAGAGYCGCAGUGCGAUCAAGGUAGCCAUUUCUAGGCAGUCGCAGAUUCGGGCAGGAGAUAGAGAGGCUCUAAUUAUGGCGGRAGACAAUAUUCAGGUCGUUUUUGAGRAAUUGUGUAGUAACYACAGUCUGGUGUUGAAGUCGAGCGAGGUUGAGGGUGAGAGAGGCGCGAGUCGAGUUAGGAAUGGAUGUUGUACGGACAUGCUUGAGAAAGUUUGUGGCGUGGUCGACGGAUUAAAGGCUGAAUUUGCUGCUCUUAAAUCGAUUGUGUUGGAGCCGGUGAAGUCUGUGCAAAAGCCAGGUGCUCCCUUCUCGGUGCAGGAUAGGUUGAGUUAUGCGGCCAAGCUGAAAACUGUACCUGGGACACUGAAUACGUCGGCAUCCAUAGUCAGCAAGGCAGGGAAACUGAAUCAGUCCGGUGCGGAAAGUGGUUGGAUUUUCACGUCGGGGGCAGAAGGUGACAAUGAGGAAGGCUUUAUAGAGAUUCGGCGUCAUAAAAAGAAAGUCUUACGCCAAAGCGGUGUUUUCGGGGGGCAGCAAGGCAGUCAGCAAGGACGGUUGGAAGACUCUACCACCUGUGGAGGAGUUUGAGGUCAAGGUGCCGGCUAUGGCUGAAGGAUCGGCGUUGGAUUGUGUCAGGGAGAUAGUAACCCAGGGCCGAACCAGCUGUUUUCAAAGAGUCGUAAAACUGAGGGAUGGGGGUGUUGUAUUAAAGUGUAAGGAUGGGCAGCAGAAGGAAGAGGUGAGGGCAGCUCUUAAUGACAAGGGAGUAGCUAAUAUG